AAGAUACACAUUCCACUUAAGGAAUUCUCUCAUCUUAGACACCUUUUUUCAUCAUCUUCAAUACCCCAAAGUUCAUCAGUCACAAUUUGAUCGUUCCCGGACUCAGAUCGAGUCUUCUUGUCCAACCGACAAGAUCGCGCGGACUCUCAAAAACAAAAAAGAAAUCGGUUAACAAUCAUUUUGUGCAACAAUUCUGUGUACUAAAACUACCCCAUUUUCCCCACAAAACUGCCCCAACGACAAAUAAAAAGUGUUUUCUGUGCUUAAAGUUAUUGGUGCUGUAGUUUAGUUUCUCUUUGAAUUUUUUUUUCCUCAAAAUCAGUGAAAAUUCCUACGAAAAAAAGUGAUUUUCCCGCCAAAAAGAAAACCAGAAGGAACAAUUUCGCCGAAAAUGGCGCAAUUUUGGACAAUAAUAGCCCUAAUUGCUGCCUUUCUGGCCAUUGCAGAUGCCGCUGCUAUCAAAGGUGGAAAAUGUCAAUUGGAAUGCAAUCAGGCUGGAAAUCUUGUUAAAUUGCAACCUGGCCAUGUCUAUACGUACAAUGUUGAAUCAACGGCUGUGGUGCUAUUGGCUGGUGCUGAUAAUCAAGAGACACGGGUUCGUUUUGAGGCUGAUGCUAAGGUUUGGGCCCUGGAUAAAUGCAAUUUUGCCGUUAGUGUCGCACGUAUGACACUGUUUGGGGCAGAUGAUAAGAAAUUCCAACCAUCUGAUCUUCAGUCACAGCUUCAGAAACCAGCUAAAUUUGCCCUUGGUAGUGAUAAUGUGUGCAGUAGUGAGGAUGAAACAGCCUGGUCACUCAAUGUAAAACGUGCAAUUGCAUCAGCAUUUGUAAAUGGUGGCGAAGAUGGUGGUACAACGGACAUUGAUAUCUUUGGGGAAUGUCCAACAAUUGUCAGUGUUAGUCAAAAUGGUGGACAGGUCAUUGUAAAUCGGGCUAGGAACCUAAAUCAAUGCAGCAAUAGGGAGAAUCUAGGACAAACCCUUACUGGUAGUGUCUUUAAUGAUGCAUCUGGCAUUAAAUCAACACCAAGUCUCAAUGGUGACUACAGUAGUGAGGCUAGAUUGAAGAAUGGUGUUAUUGAGAGUGUUAGUGUCAAUGAGGAAUAUCGUUUUGUGGCAUUUUCAACACCAUCAGCCGGAUCAAGGGCCAAAAUAACAACAAAAUUCCACUUAAAAUCCAACACAAAAGGCAAUCCCGGGAAUAUUGAUACACUAACAUCAGUCAGAUCAAUUGUAUUUGAUGUACCACAUGAUACAAGUGCAACAACAGCCCAACGUCUACGUGAUGUUGUCCGAGAUGCAGUAGAUAAUUUCCAAGAUGGCGUCUCAGCCAAUGCAACGGCCCAAUUUGUCGAUAUUGUCCGACUACUCCGUGAUACAUCGAAGAAUGACAUUAAGACAACAUAUCAGACAAUUGUAUCAAAAUCACUGCAUGAACGUAGUGAUUUAGCACGGAAAAUCUACCUUGAUGCUCUAUUUAGGACAUCAACGGGUGAUUCAGUUGAAGCCAUUAUUGAUCUCAUUCACGGUAGAACACUAACACCAACAGAACAACGUCUAGCAUUGCUAAGUAUGAAUCUUGUUAGUGGAUUGAAUAGGGAAUCAGUACAGUCAUUUGCCAAACUAACACCAAAUGCACCAAAUGUCCUACCAGAAGCCUUCCUAGCCACUGGUACACUGAUCCGGAAGUACUGUCAGCAGUAUGAUUGCACAGAUGAUGUUCUCGAUAAGGUCAUGGAUCGAUUCACCGGACAUCUGCAUCAGUGUACACCGCGCAAGAAGAAGGAAGAAGAUACAAUUGUGGCAACGCUAAAAGGUGCCCGUAAUACAGGUGGACGUAUUGGGAAGAAAUUGCAAGAUAGUAUUUUGGCGUGUGUUAAGAAGGAUACUACAAAGUCACGUAUUCGUGUGGCAGCCAUUGAAGCUUUAGCUGGUGUUUCUUGCAACAAUCAAGUAUCAAGUGUACUCCUUGGUCUUUUGGAUGAUACAAAUCUCGAUCCUGAAUUGCGUAUUGAAGCCUAUUUGGCACACAGUCGAUGUCCUACGCCUCAGAUGGCCGAACGUGUACAGAAACUUCUCGAUGGUGAUGUUGUAUUGCAAGUUGGUGCUUUUGUUACUAGUCAUUUGGCAUCGUUGCGUGCUAGUACGGAUCCGGCUCGUCAGGCUGCUAGAAAUGUUCUUGGUAGUGUUAGGAGUACUAAGAAAUUCCCUUUUGACCUUAGACGUUUUUCGAAUUCGCGUGAAUUGAGCUAUGCUGUUGAUUCCCUUGGACUUGGUGCAUCAUUGGAUACCAGUGUUAUAUAUUCACACAGUAGUUUCCUACCGCGUUCGGUUAAAAUCAAUGCAACUGGCGAAUUAUUUGGUAAUUCAUUCAAUCUCUUCGAUAUGACACUGCGUCAAGGGAAUUUGGAUAGUGUUAUUGAGAGAUAUUUUGGUCCUAGGGGUAUUUUAACAUCAAAAUCACCACAGGAAUUGUAUGAUUAUGUCAAAUCAACUGUUGAAACGGCUCAAAAUCGAGCACAGAGUGCUCUAAGAGGUCGUCGUGAUGUCAGUCGUAGUGAUCUUGAUACAUUUGCCAAGACUGUUCAAUUGUCAAAUGAUGUAACAACAUCAGAUCUCGAUCUUGAUGUAUCUCUUAAGUUUUUGGGCAAUGAAUUGGUCUUCCUAUCACUUGGUGAUGAUCUACCAACAACACCCGAUACAAUUGCCAAACAAUUAAAUAGCCUACUCAAAGAAUUUCUCGAUGGUACAACAAAAUUCCAGAGAAAUUUCGAAGCACAUGCCCUAUUUGUUGAUGGUGAACUUGCCUAUCCAACAGCUGGUGGUCUACCACUCAAACUUCAAGCCCAUGCAACCGGUGUUGUCGGUCUCGAAGCAUCCGGAUCGAUAGAUCUCCGAAAACUCUGGAAAGAUCCCAAUCAUUCGACCAUUCAACUCAAAUUGGUACCAUCUGGAAAUGUUGAUGUUGUUGGUGCAAUGGUUAUUGAUGUCUACACUGUAACAGCUGGCCUACAAGUAUCCGGUAGUCUACACUCAUCCACAGGAGCCGAUGUCAAAGUAGCCAUACUAGAUAAACCAUCAGGAUUUGAUGUUCGUGUAUCAAUGCCAAGGAAAAAACAGGAAAUCUUCAGUGUCAACCACGAUGUAGUCUUCUACAGUCGCGAACGUGGUCAUCAGGCUGUCUCCCUACCACUCCGUUUUACAGCAAAACGUGCAGCCUUCAGUGGAUGCUUCGAUCAACUCCAUCGAUACACCGGUGUCACCUUCUGCACGGACUACAAUGUAACAAUUCCCGGAAAUACCGGUGUAGCACCAUUUCCACUAAAUGGUGCCAAUCGUAUUGGUAUCUGGCUCGAAGUAGACUCACAGUAUCACUUCCAGUUCACUCACAGUGAUCGCAAUGAUGCCCUACAAUUUAUUAGAAUGUCAUUCGAUACACCCGAUUCAACUGAUCGUCGUACAACAGUAAUUGCCCUGGAAUCAGCCACUCAACCGAAUAUCUUUGUAAGGGCCAGCCUUGAAUCACCGUACAGACGUGUCCUCGGUGAAGCUGGUCUUGUCAAUGAUGCCAAAGAAGUUGCCCUGUACGCCAAGGCGAACGAUCAGAACAAUGAAUAUAUCGCUAAGUUUGGCUUCAGCAAAGACGAAGCUAAGAGAGAAUAUACACCAAUUCUCCAAUUAAAUACCCCAACAUCACGUGAUAAUUCUGCCCUUGGAUACAGUAUUGAGGGUAAAAUACGUGUACAGGAUGCUCCUGGUGGUGGUACUAAGUACAAUUUACAUGAUAUUCGAUUAAAAGGUGGCUAUUUUACAACAAGACCCCUUGCUAUAUCUGGAUCUGUUGUCCAAAAAGGUAGUCUCUUUGAUACGGACCUCAAUGUACAACAUGCUAAUGAUCGUGCAAGUGUCAAAGGUACAUUGCAAUUUGAGGGUAAUCGUGUGAAUUUAGAUAUGAAAAUUAAGGGUGCAUUUUAUGCUAAUGUUGUGUACAAAAUGUCAUAUCAGACAAAUGAAAUACUUAAUCAUUUGGAAUUUGAUUAUGGUAGUACAACAAAAUCAAGUCAACAUGUUAAAAUUCAUCAACACUGGCGUCAUAAAUAUAGUAAAUAUAAACUUGAGGAAUUACUGGUGGCAAAUGAAGUGCAUUUGAGUCAGGUGCCAGUUGAUGUAAGGGUAUCUGGUGAAUUUAUUGAUGAUUCUGUUAUUAAAUAUGAUAUUGGAAUGGAAUAUGGACAACAUGAGGCAUCAUCGAAGCUCGAUGUUAAGUUAAAUGAGAAAAAUCGUGGUGAUUAUGCUGUCGAUGCUAGUGGAUCAAUUAAUAGGAAAUCAUUUAAAUUGAUUGCUAAACGUAUUGUUAUGGAGAAUACAUCGAAGUAUAGCAAUAGAUUAACAACAAGUUCUGGUGUUAAUAUUGAGGCAAAUGGGGUUAUUGGACAUAAAAUUAGUGCACAGGAAGCUGAUAUUGUUGCUGAUGCUCGUGUACAGUUUGUUGAUAAACAAACACCGUAUUUGGCUAAAUUUGAACUGAAACUCAAGCCUCAAGGUGGUACAACUGAGGGAAAUUUGGCAAUUGGGAAGCAGGAUGUAUUGGGAUUUAAGGGAAAACUCCAGAGGAAGGGUAAUGGUCAAACGGGAGAGAUACAGGUGACUGUGAAGGAUAUCGUUGAGGGUAAUGGUGAUUUUAGUGCAACUGGUGGCAAUGGUACAUCAACAUUAACCCUGAAUAUCUUGAAAUUGAAUAAAAUUGUCAAGAUAGCAUCGGUAUUUGCCAUUGAAGCACCAACGUACAAUGUUGCAACGGAAGUAUUCUACGAUGUUGCCAAUUCAGGUGGUCGAAGGACCCUCAAAGUUGAUACAAAGAAUCAUAUUGACACCACAACAUUCCGUAGUCACAAUGAUAUUGAACUUUUUACCGAAAACUACGUCGCCAAUGUCGAAGGUACGGUCAAUGGUAAGGCUACUGAUGGCGUUAUAACGGCCAAUUUUGAUGUUAUCCUUCCAACGUCACGUAAACUCUCCGGAUCUCUUCGCCGAGAACUCCGUCCACAUGGUGAUGGUGUCCGGGGUAAAAGUGACAUCGCCCUAAGUGAUCGGCUACCAAAUGACCAAAUUCGUUCACUAACAAUCACCUCAGAACUCCUAAAUGGUAAAUGGAAUCAAAAAGUCUUCCAUGCCAAACACAAUGUUGUCUACAGAAAUCUCGAUGGUAGAGAUGUCAAUGUCAAACUCGAUAUCAAUCACAAAGCUGUCAAAGAUAAUGUACGAUCUGUCGAUGGUGAUCUAACCGUCAGUGGUAGUCUCUUUGAACGAUCCCUAGGUGUCUCCGUUAAAAUCCCUCAAUACACUCCCGAAACAGCCGACUUUACAGUAUCUGUCAAAUCCGACAAAGAUGGUGAUAUCCAACUAACAGGUCGCUACGUCAUUGGUGGACGUGCUAAGGCAAAUGAAUAUGAUAUAACUUUCACAGGUGUAUCAAAACUCCCCCAGAACAAUCGUCAAAUCCAAAUAAAAUCAUCCGGAACCUUCCUCUCGCCCCAAAUAGACAAUGGUGUCUAUGAUGCCAAAUGGCAUUUGACAGUAUCACCAAAUGGCAGAGAAUCAUCAAUAAAUCUAGCUGGUGUUGCCAAUGAAGAUCAUGCAAAUGUCAAAAUUGACCUGAAAUUGCACGAACGUGAUCCAGUUGCCGUUACCCUAACCUACAACAAUGAACAAUCAUCCGAUGAACAAUCAGGCAAAUGUCACAUUGAUGCAUCAGUCACCUAUGCCAAGGAUAAACAGAUUCAUGCCCAAGGUACACUAAAACGCACCCAAGGACGAGAAAUUGAUCUUCAUGCCGUCCUAGAAACACCCUACGAAAAGGCCAAACGCAUAGAGACCAAUGUACGUGCAGCAAAAACCAAUGAAGGCACCAUCAAGAGUGCCGUAGAUUUAACAGUAAAUCAAGAUAAAUAUGGACUAAAUAGUGCCCUAGUACUAUCAGAUGCAAAUCCAUCAAUUGACCUUGUUGCAGUGUAUCCAAAGCAACAAGUUAAAUUUUUCGCAGGAUUUGCCAGGGUCGGAGAUAAAAAGUACAAUGGCAAAGUGACAGUUGUCAAUUUAAUGGACUACAAUGUUGAGGCAACAGGUGAAGUAUCUGCUGCAUCAAUUGACAAUUUCUCCGCUAAACUUGAUAUUGAUGCACCAAAAUUGAAAUUAAUGAAAUUCCAUGGUGAAUUGAAGAGUAAGCAUCAGGGAUCAUCAAAAGGUGUUGAAGUUACAGCAUCAAAUGGUGGUAAAACAAUUUUAACUGGUUUUGCUGACUAUACCGUUGAACAGAAUAAAACAUUGACUGUCUUUGAGGCUAAAGGCAAUGUUAAGUACAAUGAUAGAGAGAGUGAAGCACAUUUGAAAUUUAUCCAUCAUACAUUAACUGAGGCAGUUGAUCAGGAAACUGGUGUAUCAUUCCUUGUUAAUGCUAAAUUGGGUACUAAAAGUAUUGUUGGUGAAUUAAAAUUGACAGAUAAGAAUGUUCAAUUGAAGCAUACGGCAUGUGAAGAACAGAAAGAAUGUAUCAAUUUGGAUGUACAAUCGACAAUAGCUCAGGCUGAUUUGGAUGGUUUUCGUCAUCAGGUUAUUGUAUCUAUUGAUUUGCGUAAACUUGGGUAUUCACAUGAAUUUGGCUUGAAGGCUGAGACUACGAGGCAUGGUGUUCAAUUGGAUCAUACCAUUGAGAUGCAUCUUCAGGCUCAGGAUAGACCACAGUAUCAGUACUCAAUGUAUUUCCAUGCAAAACGUGCUGGUGUUGUUGUAACAUUGCCAGAAAGGACAAUAGCCCUUGAGGGUGUCUUUGAACGGCCAGAUAGUUUCUUCGGUGUCUGGGAUAUCUCGGGACAAUUGUACCUUGAUAAGAAGAAUAAACCCCAUGAUAGUGUUAAAAUUGGAUUGCAAGCAACAACAACUGAACCAAAUAAAGGUGCUGCAACAUUUAAAUCAGCCCUUACAUUCAAUCAUCCAGCCAUACGACCAAUAUCAGCUAAAGCCGAAGGUAAUCUCGAUACGAAAAAGCAUACAGCUAAUGUUAAAUUGCAUUUGGAUAUCUUUAAAACGGCAUCAAAGGAAAUAUUGGUGGUGGCAAAGGUAUCAAAUAGCGAAAGUGGACGUGCUUUCAAUAUUUCAAGUGAUAUUUCUGUAACAUCAAAACACGGUUUGGACUACAAAAUGGCCGGACAUGUUGCUCUUGUACCGGAAAAACGUUCAGCCAGCUUCCAAGGUACCAUUAAUUUUGUCAAUAUUGACGGAUCAGCCCUAUUCUACAUAACCCCAACGAAUCUCCAAUCAAAUCUCCGUGUACUCAAUGAAGAUAUCUUCACUGCCACUGGUAAUGUCGAUGGUAAUCGUCUAACAGCCCAAUCAACCCUUCAACCACUCAAAUCAACACCAAUCCACCUAACAAUCACAGCAAAUGGCUUUACUGAUGCCCAAUUUACAGUCAAACGGGAUAAUCUUCUCUCCGUUGACGGACAAUUUGCCAUUAAUCGUGCAGCAAGUGUCAAAAUAAAUGGUGCUAGUGGUGAUAUCUUUACAGCUCAAUUGACACUCGAUCAGCAACAUUUCCUAUCAUCAAACUAUCAAAUGAACAAUGAUAAAAUGCGACAAUUCCUCAAAGAUGUCCAAAAAACUGUUCAAGAUGACAUACAAAAAGCCAAACAGUAUAUUGAAACCAAAUUUCAGGAUACAAAAAAACGUAUUGGACAGCAAAUUGGCAAUAUACAGAAGGAUAUACCUGAUUUUGUAGUGGUAGGUGAAAAAAUCCGGGCUGAAUUGAUGAAUAUUAUGAAGGAACUCGAGAAGGAUCCAUCAAUAAAACCUGUUAUUGAUGCUGUGGUUCGCUUUGUUGGUGUUGUUAGUAAGGCUUUUGAGGACAUUAGUCAGGUUGCUGUGCAGAAUUUGCAGAAAAUUAGUGAAAUUGUUAUGCAAUUCUACCACAGUAUGAUGGAUAUUUUCAAUGCACGCAUUCUACCAAGUCUGACAGAUUGGUAUGGUGCUGUUGAAGGUAUUCUCCAGACAGUCUAUGUCGAUACAUUGAAUUUGAUCUCAGGAACAAUGGAGAGAGUAUCGAAGGCUCUCAAGGACUAUGAAGAAGAUUUCAAUAAACUCGCUAAGGUAUCAUCGGAGACUGUUGGAAAAUUUGCCAGAGGUCUUACGGAAUUUUUGGGAAGUGUCCGGAAGGAAUUGCAUGAUAUUCAAAAGUUAGUGUUGGAUUAUUUGACAUCAAUGCCGGGAAUUGAUGUUUUGAGAGAUAAAUACAAUGAAUUAUUUGCACAAUACAAUAUACCAGAACAUGCUAUAAGUCUCCUAAGAGAAUUCAAUACAGUUAUAAAGGAUACUGUACCAUCGCAGGAGAUAAGGGACUUUGUUGAGAGUAUUGUUGUGUAUAUUGAGGCUAAAUUGGAGAAGAAGGAUAUCAAUGAUUUGGACUAUCUCAAACAGAUCUAUGUUAAAGGUAUGGCAGCUGUUAAGGCUGUUAUACAGAUUGUUAGGAGUCAACCGAGUGAUGUUACAAGUAGCCUCAAUGUAGCACCAGGUGGUGUACCAUUGCCAUUUUCCCUAGAUAUCCUACGUCGUAUACCGUAUAUCUCAUCUGUACGACUAUCACCGCUAAAUUAUCUCAGAAAUGAACGUUUCUGGACCGUUAGAGAUCUCCUGACAUCCCUCACGCCAAAUGGUCGUCUCAAUCUCAAUAUCUUCCCACCAUUCCCAUUGGUCAGCCAUAUUGUCGAUGGAGAGCACGUAUUCACAUUCGAUGGACGUCAUUUCACCUUCCCCGGAGACUGUAGCUAUGUCCUAACCAGGGAUUUCCUCCAUGGUAACUUCAGUGUUGUAGCUCAUCUCACGAAAGGUCGUAUGACAUCACUAAGUCUCUUCGAAGGAUCAAAUGUAGCACAAAUUGAUAUCGGUGGCAGUGUCAAGGUCAAUGACAAAGUCAUCGAUCUACCAGUUCAUCAGGAAAAUCUCCAUAUCUGGCGUCGCUACUACACCGUAACACUCCUCAGUCGAUCAGGUAUUGAGGUUAUGUGUACAACAGAUCUUGUUAUCUGUCAUGUAACAGUUAGUGGAUUCUAUCGUGGACGACUUCGUGGUAUCCUUGGCAAUGGCAAUGGUGAACCACAGGAUGACUUCCAGCUGCCAUCUGGUGGAUCAACAGCAAAUUAUGCAGAAUUUGGUAUGGCCUAUGGUCUAGGUACAUGUCCAACUGUACCACAAACACACACCCAUCAUGGACACGAUGCUCAACUAGCUGAACCAUGUGCCAGUCUCUUUGCCAGUGAUCCAACACUUAGACUAGCCUUCCUGGUCAAUGAUCCACACAAUUAUCGGGAAGCAUGUCAGCAUGCUGUUACAACGCCCGGUGCCAAUAAACUCAAAGUAGCCUGCAAUAUUGUAAGGGCAUACGUUAGUGCUGCCCGAAUGGAUGGUAUUCCAGUUAGUGUACCGGAUAGGUGUCUCACAUGCACGGAGAAUCGAAAGGUUGGUCAGCAGUUCACCACGAAGGCACCUACGAAACAGGCUGAUGUUGUAUUUGUUGUUGAUACGAGUGUUCCUCAACUCUUGACCGAUUUCACGCAUCAAUUGACCCAAGAACUGAGACGUGAACUCAAGGCAUUCGAUAUGGCUGAUGUCAAUGUUGCUGUUAUUGGUUUUGAACGACACCAACGAUAUCCCAGUCACUUUACACAUGGCGGAAAACUGGAUAUUCAUGGAAAAAUUGGAGCAAGAGAUGAUUCAGCUGCACCUAAAUGUGAUUUACAUUUGAAAACUGGAUUUGAACGGAUUGAUGAUGUUAUUGAACAAUGGGUUAAUACAACGGAAAAUCUAAUGGAUGAUCUUGGAUUGUCAGCUGAUGCACGUGCCUUCCAGGAAGCCAUGGCCUAUCCAUUCCGUGCUAAAGCCACCAAAAUCAUCUUUGCCGUUCGUUCUGAUCCAUUGACACAUUCGAAAAAUCCUAGCAAAACCCUAACGGCGACCUAUGCAAAUUCUCAGGUGAAAAAACGCGGAAUACAACUACAUCUUCUAUCACCUGUGGCUGAUUUUGCAAUUUCCGGAAAGGAUGUACGUGGUGCUGUUGCCAAGGAUAUCGUUGGUUUUAGCAGUCGAACCGUUAUCCAAGUGUCAGAUGCGAAAAAACGGGCAAAUCCAGGUCAAACAUCAUGGCGAAAAUCGGUUAAAUAUACCGAUGAUCUUGGUAUUGAACUGGUACAGGAUGCCGAUGGUUUUGUCUUUAUCCUUCAAAACUAUCAAGGUGCCCCGGUAAAGGCACGUAAACAAUUUGUCGGAGCCGUUGCUACGGCCGUUGCUGAUCAUGCUGCCAGGCUGGAGACACACCUUGAGUGCGAAUGUGAGGUUAUGUAUGGUCUACAUCCAGAAGAGAAGUGUACUGUGAGCGAAGUGAAGAUGCUCAAGCAGGUUCAGAGGCUACACAAGGGCUAGAAAGUCUCCCAAAAUCCCCAUUUACCUCCUAAUUUACCCUACUCUACCGUACGCUUACUGUACCCUACCGUACCCUUACCCUACUCCAAACCUAAAUGUCUUCAAACUUCAGUCUCUCUCUCUCUCUGUAUUUAAUCUCUCUAUUUUCUCUAAUAAUUUUUUCUUUCUUUGCAAAUAAAGACAAAAAAAAACAACAAAAACCAAUUGUACAAUAAACAAUAAACACAAAAAUUAAAAAAAAAAACAAAAAUAAAUAAAAAAAAGGAAUGAGAAAUUAGAAAAAAAUAUCGAAAA
Messenger RNA from Phlebotomus papatasi, 10759 nucleotides. It is a transcript of the gene apolpp, whose product is annotated as apolipophorins. Bases 392 to 10465 code for a protein of 3357 amino acids. Gene Ontology annotation, molecular function: lipid carrier activity. NCBI's taxonomy places the organism in Eukaryota, Metazoa, Arthropoda, Insecta, Diptera, Psychodidae. The record is from RefSeq and is a predicted model, not a curated record. The transcript is spliced from 9 exons. Gene Ontology annotation, biological process: lipid transport.